Molecule: messenger RNA, 1181 nt
Organism: Anguilla rostrata (American eel)
Lineage: Eukaryota; Metazoa; Chordata; Actinopteri; Anguilliformes; Anguillidae
Product: NACHT, LRR and PYD domains-containing protein 3-like
Exons: 6
Biological process (GO): intracellular signal transduction
Source: RefSeq, a predicted model, not a curated record
UCUUGUGUGUAUUUACAGGUCUGCCAAUUUGGGUCAGAACCCACUUGUGAAUCUGAUCUGGUGUGUUCAGGUGUCCUGAGACAGGGGGCGCUGUUUCUAAAAUGAGUUCCUCAGAGAAGACCAAGACUGAGGAUGGAACCCACGGCCCUGCGGGAAAGAGGGUCCAGGUAGAUAGGGCUGGGUCACCUGUACCCAGCUGUCUGUCUAUGAAGAGUGACCAUUCAUUGAAUCAUCCAGUCGACUUCAGAGGAGAGUUCACAGGUGAUCAAAGGGUCCAGGUAGAUAGGGCUGGGUCACCUGUACCCAGCUGUCUGUCUAUGAAGAGUGACCAUUCAUUGAAUCAUCCAAUCGAAUUCAGAGGAGAGUUCACAGGUGAUCAAAGGAUCCACUGCUCACAGGUGUCCAACCAUAUUGUAGAGAGGAGUUCAGAGAAACUGUUCUCAAAACAGCUGACCAGCAGCCCUGUGAAGCAGAAGGAUCUCGCUGACUCACUGGAGAGAGAUGAGCGGCACAAUAAAUCCAUAGAAAGAGCCCAGCAGGCACUGAAAACUGCUCUGAAGAAGAAGUUUGAAUGCAUAUUUGAAGGUUUAGCAAAGCAGGGCAACCCAACCCUCCUCAAUGAGAUCUAUACAGAGCUCUACAUCACAGAGGGGGGAAGUGGGGGGAUCAAUGAUGAACACGAGGUCAGACAGAUUGAGACAGCAUCCAAGAGACACACCACACAGGAGACUGCAAUCCUCUGCAAUGACAUCUUUAAGCCUUUACCUGGACAAGAGAAACCCAUCAGAACUGUGCUUACAAAGGGCAUCGCUGGCAUUGGGAAAACCGUCUCUGUGCAAAAGUUCAUUCUGGACUGGGCAGAAGGAAAAGCCAAUCAGGACAUUGAUUUCAUCUUCACUCUUCCUUUCCGAGAUCUGAAUCUGAAAAAGGAGAGAGAAUUUAGUCUCAUGAAACUUCUGCAGCACUACUUUCCGCAACUGAAAGAGAUCAAAAGUUUUGAAGAUGAAGUCAAAGUUGUGUUCAUCUUUGAUGGUCUGGAUGAGUGUCGACUUCCUCUAGAUUUCCAAAGCAAUAAGAUCUGCUGUGAUAUAACAGAGUCAUCAUCAGUGGAUGUGCUGCUGACCAACCUCAUUCUGGGGAAUCUGCUUCCCUCUGCUCUCCUCUGGAUCACCUCCCGACCA